This is a messenger RNA of Aspergillus oryzae RIB40, 1320 nucleotides long. RefSeq names its product putative cofactor for methionyl- and glutamyl-tRNA synthetases. The coding region runs from base 1 to 1320 and encodes 439 amino acids. NCBI's taxonomy places the organism in Eukaryota, Fungi, Ascomycota, Eurotiomycetes, Eurotiales, Aspergillaceae. Gene Ontology annotation, cellular component: methionyl glutamyl tRNA synthetase complex. The record is from RefSeq and is a predicted model, not a curated record. Gene Ontology annotation, molecular function: tRNA binding. The transcript has a single exon.
AUGGCCAUCAACUCCGCUCCAGAGUCCUCCCUCCUUUCCCUCAUAUACCGCUCUUACCCCACCGCUGUCUCUCCCGAUGCCACAGAGACCGACCUCUUGACCGUCUCGCCCAAGAUUUUCCCUCAGACCACCUUCUCCGCCCCGGAAGAAGCCGACAUCAAGCAAUGGCUGGGAACGAUCUCGGGUCUCCAGGCUGCUCUUACCAAGGAUGAGAAGCCCGUCAUCACAACCAUCCUCGGACAGCUGAAUGGUCACUUGGCUACGCGGACCACCAUUCUCGGGUCAAAGCCCUCCGUUGCUGAUAUCGCGGCGUACGCUCUCCUGGCCCCUGUAGUAGAGAAAUGGAGCCCGGAGGAGCGCACUGGCGAGCAGGGCUACCACCACAUUGUGCGUUACAUUGAUUUCGUGCAGAACAGCCGGUUGUUCGCACUUCGGAUCCCCGAGGAGGAAAAGAUUGCCAUCGAUGUGAAUGAUGUGCGCUUUGUGCCCAAGCCUGUGGACGCUAAGGAAGAGAAGGAGCGCAAGAAGAAGGAGAAGGCUGCUGCCCAGAACGCCGGCGCUCCGGCCGAGAGCAAGCCCCUCGUUGUUGGAAAGGGUAAGCCCGAGGCUCCUAAGGAGGGAGCAGCCCCCGCAGCUGAGGGCAAGCCCAAGGAGAAGAAGGAGAAGAAGGAGAAGCAGCCUAAGGCUAAGCCUGCUCCCGCUCCCGCUGCUCCCCCGUCUCCAUGCGCCAUCGACCUCCGUGUCGGCCACAUUCUUCGCGCUAUCAACCACCCCAAUGCCGACUCCCUCUACGUUUCGACUAUUGACUGCGGUGAUGCCCCCGGCACCGAUAACACUUCUUUGGAUGAGGCCACUGGCAAGACUGUUCGUACCGUGUGCUCGGGUCUGAACGGACUUAUUCCCCUGGAGGAAAUGCAGGGCCGUAAGAUCGUCGCCGUCUGCAACCUUAAGCCUGUCACAAUGCGUGGAAUCAAGUCCGCAGCUAUGGUUCUCGCAGCCUCUCCCCGUGUCGCGGAAGGUGAAGACUCCCAUGCCGGUCCCGUUGAGCUCGUCUCUCCUCCUGCUGAUGCCCCUGCCGGAUCUCGGGUGUACUUCGAGGGCUGGAACGACGCCGAGCCCGAGAAGGUGCUCAACCCCAAGAAGAAGGUCUGGGAGACCUACCAGCCCGGAUUCACAACUACCGAUGAUCUCGAGGUUGCCUUCGAGGCUAGCGCUGUUCCUGCUGUGCAGGGCCAGGAAGGCAAGCCUGCCUUGGGCAAACUGGUUACCCAGGGAGGUGUUUGCACUGUCAAGAGCUUGAAGGGAGCUACCGUUCGGUAA